AUACAGCUGUUGCAGUAGGAAAACGACAGUGUCAUAUCUUUGAAAAUAUAAUAUCUGAUAGGUCCAUGGCGAGAUUUAAGGAGUUGAGCCUUGGAGAAAAAGUUAGAGAGGAAUAAAUUAACCUGUAAACCCCCUUGGAGAAGAAGCAAAAGACGAAGCUCUAGUAUAUAUAUAUUAGAGAAACCCCAGUGGCGGCUUCCUAGGAUAAAUCUGAUUAGGUGGGUAAAAUAAAAAAAAAUGGGGCUGAUAAGAAGCUACUUCUUCGUGUGCGGAACCAUCUGCGGGAUUUAUGUAGCGCAGAGCUACAACGUUCCAAACAUAGAAAAGGUGGCUCAAGCAGCCUAUUCCAUGGCCAAGCAAAUGGAAGAGAGAUACCGUAAGACAAAGACCAAGUCCAUGGAAGACUUUCAAGACUAAAGAAACAACAGCCUUCUAUUUUUCUACUAUGAUGAAUUUUGUUUUUCUUUUUUACUUCAACAAUUCUUUGUAUUCUUAAUGAAUCUGAUCUGAUUCCAAUCAUAACAAACGACUCUUCAGAUCU
Messenger RNA from Camelina sativa (false flax), 541 nucleotides. RefSeq lists its product as uncharacterized. NCBI's taxonomy places the organism in Eukaryota, Viridiplantae, Streptophyta, Magnoliopsida, Brassicales, Brassicaceae. The record is from RefSeq and is a predicted model, not a curated record.